UGCCUUGUGCCUGUAAACAAGGGUGCGACAGCAGUUCCAGUCGUCUGGGGAGAGGGGCUGGCUCGACCCACGUGCACAAACCCAAUUUAAGUGAAGGCAUUGAGGCGGGCAUCCAGACUUAGGCUUGGGGCGAAUGGCUGCCGGCGCACCGGCGGGAGUUCCUUACCCGGGAGGGUACCCAGCGCAGCCCUCCCGGGGCUCCCGGUUGCCAUAGCAACCCCACGCGCCCGGCGGGCACGGACGGCGCGCGCCGCGGGGCUUCGCUACUACCGGAAGUGACGUGUUUCACCUGCCGAGCGAGGGCGGGGUGGGAGCGGGCUGCGAGGUGCCGCCGCCGCCGCCAGCCAGUCGGGAGCGCGCGAGGAGCCGGGUGGUCGAGACCCCCGCGUGAGAGCCGCCUACCUGCAGUCGUCGCCCACGGCCGGGCCGCCCCCAUGGCGCUUCUGCUGCGCUUCGUGCUCCUGUGUGGAGUCGCGGAUUUCACCAGAAGUUUGAGUAUCACUACUCCUGAACAGAUGAUUGAAAAGGCCAAAGGAGAAACCGCCUACUUGCCAUGCAAAUUCACCCUCGGUCCAGAAGACCAGGGACCCCUGGACAUCGAGUGGCUACUAUCACCAGCUGAUAAUCAGAAGGUGGAUCAGGUGAUUAUUUUAUAUUCCGGAGACAAAAUUUAUGAUGACUACUAUCAAGAUCUGAAAGGACGAGUGCAUUUUACAAGUGCUGAUCUCAAAUCUGGUGAUGCGUCAAUAAAUGUAACAAAUUUACAGUUGUCAGAUAUUGGCACAUAUCAGUGCAAAGUGAAGAAGGCUCCUGGUGUUGGAAAUAAGAAGAUACAGCUGAUAGUUCUGGUUAAGCCUUCAGGUACAAGGUGUUACAUCGAUGGAUCAGAAGAAAUUGGAAAUGACUUUAAACUAAAAUGUGAACCAAAAGAAGGUUCACUUCCAUUACAAUAUGAAUGGCAAAAAUUGUCCGACUCACAGAAACUGCCCACCGCGUGGCUACCAGAAAUGACUUCAUCUGUUAUAUCUGUAAAAAAUGCUACUACCGAAUACUCUGGGACAUACAGCUGUACAGUCAGAAACAGAGUGGGCUCUGAUCAAUGCCUGCUGCUCCUGGAUGUUGUUCCUCCUUCAAAUAGAGCUGGGACAAUCGCAGGAGCUGUUAUAGGAACUGUGCUUGCACUAGUGCUCAUUGGUCUUAUUGUCUUUUGCUGUCGUAAAAAGCGCAGAGAAGAAAAAUAUGAAAAGGAAGUUCAUCAUGAUAUCAGGGAAGAUGUGCCUCCUCCGAAGAGCCGUACGUCCACUGCCAGAAGCUACAUCGGCAGCAAUCACUCAUCCCUGGGAUCCAUGUCUCCUUCCAACAUGGAAGGGUAUUCCAAGACUCAGUAUAACCAAGUCCCAAGUGAAGACUUUGAACGCGCUCCUCAGAGUCCAACUCUCCCAACUGCUAAGGUAGCUGCUCCUAACCUCAGUAGGAUGGGAGCGGUACCCGUGAUGAUUCCGGCGCAGAGCAAGGAUGGGUCCAUAGUAUAGAACCUCUGUACCCUCCAUCUGUGCUCUCCUGCCGAAGUAUGAACACCUGUUUUAAAUUUUGCUACCAGCCUCAAAAUAUAUAUAUAAAAGUUAACCAAAAGCUGUAAGAAUAAUACUUCAAAAAGUUCUGUUUGGUUAUAUUGAAAUAGUAAAGGCAUUAAGGUUCUAAGGACAAAUUGCACCAUCUAAAUAAUAUUUCCUUUAAGAGCUUGACUUUAUAGGUUUCUGAAUAUCAAUACUUAGGUCAGAUGUGGCACUUUGAAUAUGGCAUCAUAGGUGAAGAAAUACAUUGGUGAACUUACGUGCACACCGAAUUGAUACUUGAAUAAUCUGAAAGUGGUACUUUAUAAUUUCUGCUGUUAUUUUUAGAUUGCUCUUUUCAAUUAAUUUAUGACCCAGUAGUGUGUCUCCCCGCCCCUACCCCCAAAUUGGUAAAGAAAGAUUCAUAGCAAAACUACUUAUAUACAUUUACGUUCGUUCUUGUGUUUGCUUCUUUGAAAACUCUAAAUGUGUUUGAAGUGUCUCCAAUAACUAGAAAACACUACAGUAUUCUAGAAAUCACCAGUUCCAAGUAAUUCAUAAACCUUGUAUAUGAAAUGACUUCUUAAUUAUUUAAUCAAUAGAUUGUUGUGGGCAGCAGGAACACAGUAAGCUCUUUUGUUUGCUAAAAUAAAGGAGCAUCUAUCUGAUUCAUGUAGAAAAUUUGCUGUCAGCCACGUAUAACAAUGACACUAGUGAUACAAUCCUGAGGAUGAGUUUUACUGAUUAAUGUUCCAAUGCCCUGAGGCCUGUGGUGGUGGUCAGAACAGUGAUCUGCUGUCAAGGAAAUUUUGCAGUUUCCAAGUAAAUGCUGGCCCUCCACUUCAGAUGAUAUUUUUCUAAUAAGAAAAAAUUAUAACUCAUUUAUUAUUUGACAAUUUUAGAUUGUUAUUCCCUAAUUAUUGGUUCUAAAUUUAAUGUUUUUUUUUUUUUCUGGUUCAGUGUUUUGCUUUUGUCAUGGUGUUGUGUAUUAUAUGUUCUAGAAAUGUAAUCUUAAAUUACCCUCUUGAAUGCAGUUCCUGGUGGAAAUUUUCUUCAUAGACUUAGAAUGAUGAAAUACAUUUUUAAACUAGUAAGUGUCCUCUAUCAAUUCUGUAUUUCAGACUUGGGAGGAUGUACAGUUACUAUUGUAUGGCCAACCUGUGUAGUUGCAGAAAAUCAAGUUGAGCUUUGAAAAGUUUGUCUUAGUUUUGUGGAAGUGACUUAAUCUUUAAAAAGGAAAAAAGAAAAAAAAAACAGAAGAAGAAGAGAAAUGAAAGGAAAAGGAGUAAAAGGAAUACUCCUACCUGCCAAAUGUGUUAAAUACUGUUUAAGUAGAUGAAAGUGAACUUAUUGUAUUUCCCUUAAGAUUGUGAGGGAGUGUGGAUUUAGUAGAAUGAGCCAACAGUUUCUUUAUAGUAAUAAGGUCUGCAAUAAAUUAUUUCACUAGCUCUACAACCUUUUCCCUAGAUUUUCAUAGGGAGCUGGUUUCUGUUCAUCUCUGGGUGCUGUGGUGGUGAUGCUACAUUAUGAAUUAAUGUUGGCAUGAAUUUACGAUUAGGCAGAGUAUUGUAUACACUUUUUAAUGGUAAAUUUAAGCUGAAUGUGUAAUGGAUUCGUGUAUAGUUAUACAUAUGUGGAAGCAUUUUUAAAAAUAGGUUUUUAACGUUACAGAAUAUUGCUUUUAUACUUGUGUUAACAUUUUCAUCUGUGCCUUUUGGGUAAUUUAGUUUUUAUUAUGAAUUUCUGGUGCCUAUGAGCAAGCUAUCACCUGAAAGGUGCUUAGAGGUGAAGGUACUGUUCCUAAAAAUGCAUCACUGUGAUAUCUUUCUAUCCUCAUACUUUCAACCUUGCCUCUUUUCUGUUCUGUUCUUUUUAGAUGCAAGUUAAUUGAUUGUGUUACUCAUAAAGUUUUUAAAAUUUCAACAUCCUCUACACUCUUUGACUGUGUUUCUGAUUUUAUAACAAUAACUAUUUUUGAAUACCAAACCUUUGGUCUGUUUUAUAUGAAUAAAAUUUAUAGGAUAUUAUAAAAUAAAUAACAGCUCAGACAUUGCUAAUAAAAAUUUUGUUCUUCCCUAUUCCCAGUUUUCAUAUAAUGAAAAUUAUGCUAUCAAUCGUAAGUAGAAAUUACUACAAAAAGUGGACGUAUAUAAGGCUUUCCUUUCAUUAGACUUUGUAGUUAGUCUAGGAUUUGGCUGUGAAUAAAGCAGAAUCUCUUCCAGAAAUGCUUCCUUCUAGUUCUGGGCUAUUACCAUCUGCAGCCUGAGAAACAAGCUCAGAAAAAAAAAAAUACUGUUGUGACCUAUUGGAUGUGGUUGAGUUUAGAGGACAGAACUCAGUUUUAGGUUUAUGUCUCCAGCUACUCGUAAAUUUCAGUGACUCCAAAAGUCAGAUAGUACUGAUAACUGCCUAAAUAAUUCUCACUGGUAGUUUCCGUUGAACUGGAGAUCAAAUAUUUGUUCUAGAAUUACUGUUGGUAAUCAAGUCAACCAAAAAUUGCUGUUUAGCCAAACAUCAGUCAAGGACAGCACUGAACCUUCAAAGCAGCACUGUUUUAUUUCACUUUAUACGGAAGAGACUUGACACCAUCUUUUUGCGUUAUGCCGGAUAACUUCAAAAGAAAUAUCAUAGAGAAUGUAAUUCUGUGCUUUGAAUAUGUAAAUCACAGGUGUUCUUUUUCUUGUGGCAAACUUACUGAUAUUCCUAAAUAUCAGUAAAAAACAAAAACAAAGCCUUAUUGAUUAAACUGGCCAGUUAUUCCAGGCAAAUAACUUUCUUUAAAUUUGGGCUAUCUGCCGUGGAGUUGUUAUAAUGGAAACACAGACUGAGUUUGUCUUGGGGGAGGUUAAUUCAAGAAACAAAUAUUAUUAGUAUGAAUUAAUACCUGAUUUUUAUUUAAAAGAUAGUUUUUAGGAUUGAGUUCUGGAAAUUUGGAGUAAGUAAAGGGGCAAAGAAAUAUUUUGAUUGGAUAUGAAAAGAACUCAUUGCAUGAAGUUGGAUAUCAAAUUCUGUAAUGUACGGCUUCUUAACUAACUAUUCUCUUUGUGUGUGUUGCAGCAUGUAAAUUUGAAGUUAUAUGAAUGUUUAAAGCUUUUUUUCUAAUCUCUUUUCAUCUCCACAGUGUUUAGGGCUUUCAGAUGCCUUAUUCCAGCGUGAACAGAACAAGUCUGUAUUUUUUGUGGUUACUGCUUUGAUGUGUCAUGUAAGGAGUAGUUUGUAGAAAAUGUUGGCACAAUUUUAACUUUCUAGUGGCUUGUGACUUUAUAUAUUAUAUAUAUGUAUAUAUAUAUAUCUUUAUAAUAUUCCUGUGUUAAGUAGUAUAAAUGUUCUGGGCAAGUUUUAAUAUUUCAAAUGCCUUUGGAUAUUCUUGUAAUAAAGGCAACAUGUUCUGUAGUUAGAUUUUCGUACUCAUUUGACACUAAACUGGUCCGUCACUGAGCACAAAUUCUACCUAAUAGAAGCAGGAAAGAAUAAUAAAUAAAUUGGUGAAUUGUGGUUCUUUUUACCUUGCAGAUGGUAGCACCAGCAAAUGUUUGCUGCAUUUGGCUUCUUGUUGUUCAUUAAAAUUCAGUUUUACAAAAUACACUAUUUUGUAAUUUCAGAGUGUGGUGAAUAUCAGUUGGGUUUGGUUUUGACCCUGAACACUAAAAGCUCCAAAGAACUCUGUUUUCUACUAACUUAUUUAAUGACACACGUGUUAAGAGAACCACAGUUCACUGAUUCACUUAUCUCUUAACUGUGAAUUUUUGUGACAAAUACACAUGUACUACUGGGAAGUAAUAUUCUGACACUUCACAUAUGCAAGUAGAGAAUUGAUAGUGUCAGUUUCAAAAAUGACUUUUUGUAUUUCAGGUUUCUGGCUUAAAUAUCCAAUGGUGCAGAUUUUGAAAUUUGUAAGAACAAGAUUUGGUUUAAAAAAAGCCAAAAACUUGCUCUAGUUUUGUGACCUUGUAUACUUUUAAAAUAAAAUCAAGAAAGCAGUU
This is a messenger RNA of Hippopotamus amphibius kiboko, 5536 nucleotides long. It is a transcript of the gene CXADR, whose product is annotated as CXADR Ig-like cell adhesion molecule. The record is from RefSeq and is a predicted model, not a curated record. Gene Ontology annotation, biological process: homotypic cell-cell adhesion. Bases 435 to 1532 code for a protein of 365 amino acids. The transcript has 7 exons. Gene Ontology annotation, molecular function: cell adhesion molecule binding. Lineage: Eukaryota; Metazoa; Chordata; Mammalia; Artiodactyla; Hippopotamidae. Gene Ontology annotation, cellular component: basolateral plasma membrane; intercalated disc; bicellular tight junction.